This is a messenger RNA of Trypanosoma theileri, 450 nucleotides long. RefSeq lists its product as uncharacterized. NCBI's taxonomy places the organism in Eukaryota, Euglenozoa, Kinetoplastea, Trypanosomatida, Trypanosomatidae. The record is from RefSeq and is a predicted model, not a curated record. The transcript has a single exon. The annotation marks the transcript as partial.
CCUGCUGUCUCUGCAGUGGCUUUUCUUGCAUUUUUGUUACUUAUUCUUCUUUGUGUUUGCUGGGCCAGAAAUUACUGUUGCUGGGCUAAUAAUGAUGAUUCUUAUUUCAUUACUACUAUGAUUAUUCGAGAGUGUCAUGGUGAUAUGCAGCGAGGAAACAAUAAUUCUUCUGCAUACAACUUUGACUACUAUGAAGACACUGUCCAAAUCAUGCAACAGCCUCAGCCUACCUCUCAAGCUAUGCCUAUAUAUGAGAUGCCCGUGGAACAACCUUUUGAUACCAGAUACCAAUCACAUGCAGAAAGUAAUGUGGAAACGUCACUGAUGCAUAAGCCGUCGAAACGUCAAAGACAACGUGGUCGUACAUCAUCGAAUGUCUUCUCGGAAGUUGAGGUCCCUAAGGGCAGGAGAUUGAGGAGGGUGGUGAAGAUGAUGCCCUUCAAGAAGUGA